GAAGGUAAAAUUUAGAGUUAUUCAACCACGCCAAACUUUUGCGAUACUUUAAAAGGCCAUAAAUCUUUACGACAAUAAACAUCGGACCAACCACAGUCUUGCCUUCACAUUCCUCGUCCGGUUACAGUAAAGAUUUUGGCACUUCGUAUCAUGGCUUCGGACCCUGGGAGCAGGCAUAUAGACAACGGUCCAGCAGAGAAUGGUGGUCCAGCAGAGAAUGGUGACGGUGAAUAUGAACAGAUAGAUGGGAGGAGAGUUAGAAGACUUACUGAGAAGGCUCUUGAUAUAUACCAUCAGAAAAUCGAUGAUUACGAACAUAGACUUGUAGCCACUUGGGACAGUGUAGAUGUGGCUCUUAAAGAGUAUGUUAACGCUCGUUCACUCAGUGAACUUAAACAAUAUCAGAGAAAUUUAUGCAUGCUAUACGGUGAAUAUCGAGUGUCCACAAGACACUAUUGUGACUAUUUAGAUAGUGUCCAUACUCCUGACAGUAUUAUGUUGUUAGAAACACAGAUUGUGACAGACAGGCAUCGUGACGAUAAAGUCAACACAGUUCUUAAGCAAACAGAUGGACAGAUUGAACAUUUCAAUGAAACGGCUUCAUUCUCGGUAAAAAGCAACAAUUCUAAAAGAAGUGAAAAAUCGGGGUCAAGUCAUAGAACAAAUUCUUCAAGAAGUUCCAACGUUUCACUAACUACUCAAGCGAAAGCUAAAGCGAGCGCAGCCUUAGCAAGAAAAUCAAUGAUAGAAAAGGAAACGGCCUUGCUCAAGAAAAGAGUGGACAUUGAAGGUGAAAUUAAAGCGUUAAAAGAGGAUGAAAUAGUGAAAGUCGCUGAAGCAGAACUUGAAGUAUAUGAACAAGAAACAAUUUGUGAUGAAUUGCUCAGCUCACAUCGAGACAUUCCUAAUGAGCUUCCAAAAAGUACAAAGAAAGAUAUAACAAGACAAUAUGUUGAAUCACUUGCUGAACAUCAAAGUGUGUCCCAACAUUCAGAGAAAUCCGUCACAAAUGAAUUAAAUGCAAAGGCCAAAGAGUUUGUGCCUCAAGUUUCAAAUAAAGAUGUCGCAUCAGAACUUUCGCGUUUCCUUCUGCGGAAAGAUUUGCUUUUCUCUCGACUUACCAAAUUUGAUGAUAAACCAGAAAACUACCCUGUCUGGAAGACCACAUUUCAGAGUGUCAUAGAAGAACUUGGUGUUGGUGUGAGAGAAGAACUAGAUUUGUUAGUCAAAUGGCUAGGUACCGAUUCAGUGAAAUAUGCUGUUAGUGCUCGAGCAUCUAGCUCUUCAUGCCCCGAAAGUGGUGUAAUAAAACUGUGGGACAGACUUGACGAAAGGUAUGGGGCACCUGAAAUCGUAGAAGCUUCACUAAGAAACAAAAUACAGAACUUUCCGAGGUUAGGUGUAAAAGACUCUAAGAAGCUCUUCGAACUUGUGGAUAUUUUGGACGAAAUUCAGAAUCACAUGAAAAAUCCAACAUACACAGAUUUGCUAUCAUAUAUGAACACUUCACGCGGCGUCAUACCGAUAGUGAACAAACUGCCACAUAAUUUGCAGGAAAGAUGGACUUCCAGAGCAGCAAAGUACAAGGCGAACCGAAAUGUUCCCUUUCCGCCCUUCUCAUACUUCGUCAACUAUGUACGUGAAAUAAGUAAAGUGCGAAAUGAUCCGGGAUUCAUGUACGAAAGUUACACCAAACCUGUCAACCCUCCGCAACAAAGAAACAAAAUGGCUGCAUAUAAGACAGAGGUAUAUUCAUCAACAGCUGAAAACAGAUCGCAGGGAGCGGCAGCCCAAGAGUCUACCCCUAUUCAAUGCCCAUUUCACCACGUGGAAGGUCACACCUUGAAUUCUUGUCGUACAUUUCAGGGAAAGCCAAUUGUGGUUAGAAGAAAGUUUAUACGCGACAAGAAUAUUUGUUUCAAGUGCUGUUUAGAGAGCUCUCAUCUUGCGCGGGACUGCAAGAAGAAGGUGCAGUGUAAACGGUGCAAAGGUGCCCAUGCAACAGCCUUACAUUUUGACAUUGCUUCUGGUCAUGAUAAUACCCAUGCUGAAAAGACAGAGAUGCAUGGUGGGGAGAAAGCUCCUAAAAGAACAACGGAAAUACGCACUGCAUGUGCUCAGGUUUGCGGCCAAGACAGAAGCGGGCGCUCUUGCGCGAAGAUCGUCUGCGUGAAUGUACACAGAAAUGGUGAAGAGAACAGAAAGAAGAUGUAUGCUGUAAUAGACGACCAGAGUAACCGGUCAUUAGUAAGACCAGAAUUCUUUGACAUUUUCCCAGGGAGCUUUGAAGAGAUGGCUUACUCCUUAACUUCAUGUUCCGGUACUGUUAACACAAGUGGUCGCAGAGCUAGUGGCUUCAUAGUAGAAAACCUAGACGGAACGAGGUGGUUUGAGCUUCCACCACUUACAGAAUGCACUCAAAUUCCCGACAUUCGAGCUGAAAUACCAACACCUGAGGUAGCAAGAGCCUAUCCGCAUUUAGAAGAUUUGGCCGAAGAAAUCCCAGAACUUGAUGAUCAAGCGCCUAUUCUGAUGCUCAUUGGAAGAGAUUUAGCAGAAGCGCAUCACAUCCUUAAACAGAGACUUGGACCAAAUGGGUGCCCAUUCGCGCAAGAGCUCAGUUUCGGUUGGGUCAUCAUCGGUGAAACGUGCCUCGGGAAAGUGCAUGUUCCGAAAAUGGUGUGUGUAAACAAGACUUACAUUCGUGAACCAAACAGAGCAUCUAUAUUUCCUACAUGUGAAAAUAGUCUCUUGCUUAAAGACCGUCUAACAGAUCAAUCUUCAGACAUUCUGAAUGACAUUUUUGCCCGUACCCCUGAUGAUGACAGAUUAGGUCUUUCUGCCGAGGAUGAGGAGUUUCUCGAAAUCAUGACAAAAGACUUAAAGAAGUUGCCAGAGGGUUGGUCAGCCCCUCUUCCAUUCCGUAACCCGAGACAAAGACUUCCAAAUAACAGAAACCAAGCUUUGAAGAGGACGCAUUCCUUACAAGCAUCAUUGAAAAGAGACCCAAAGAAGCAGAAACACUUCCUCGAGUUCAUGGCAGGGAUUUUCGAAAACAGCUAUGCUGAGCCAGCUCCUCCGUUACAGCCUAAAGAAGAAUGCUGGUACCUGCCCAUUUUCGGCGUGUAUAAUGCUAAGAAAAAAGACCAAAUUCGAGUAGUUUUUGAUUCAGCUGCACAAUACCAAGGGGCUUCAUUGAACUCAGUACUUAUUCAAGGACCAAAUCUGAUGAAUAGCCUUUUGGGAGUUUUAAUGAGAUUUAGACGACACCCUGUUGCAGUUACUGCUGAUAUACGCCAGAUGUUCUUCCAAUUCCGCGUGCAUGAGACGCACAGAAACUACCUGCGCUUCAUAUGGUUUAAAGACAACGAUCCGGACCAAGAACUGGUAGAGUACCGAAUGUGCUCACACGUCUUUGGCAAUUCACCUUCCCCGGCUAUAGCAGCGUAUGGCUUGAAAAAGACUGCAAUAGAGAUGGAACCUGUUUAUGGUACAGACGUAAGAGAAUUCGUGGAGAGAGACUUUUAUGUAGAUGACGGGCUAUCCUCUUUUCCUGAUGCUACAACAGCUGUAGACCUGGUAACACGGACUCAAAGGGCUCUUCAAGAGGGAGGCAAUCUCCGUCUGCAUAAGAUUGCUUUAAACAACAAAGAUGUGAUGAAAGCAUUUCCAAAGGCUGACUUGGCUAAAGAACUUCAAGACAUAAGCAUAGGGUCAGACACUCUACCUACCCAGAGAAGCCUAGGUAUGAAUUGGAAAUUGGAGACAGAUUCUUUCACAUACAGUGUGUCAAAAGAUGAAAAGCCAUUAACCCGCAGAGGAGUGCUGUCAACGGUGAACUCGCUGUUUGAUCCCUUAGGUUUCGUGGCUCCAGUUGUCAACCAGGGGAGAUUGCUGAUGCGAGACCUGAUACAAGAGACAUUAGACUGGGACAAGCCCCUGUUAGAAGUGAACAUGCAGCAAUGGGAUAAUUGGAGAAGAUCAUUGACGGAGCUUGAACAGCUCAAUAUCCCACGUAUGUGUAUACCAGUCUUAACGCCACCUGGGAGACAAGAAAUUCAUGUUUUCUCUGAUGCAUCAGAGAAAGCAAUAUCUUCUGUUGCCUACUUAAGAGAUGAGAACGCCAAAGGUGUGGUUCAAGUCGGUUUCGUUUUGGGUAAAUGUAAGGUUGCUCCACAGUCCGGACAUACUAUACCUAGGCUUGAGCUUUGUGCUGCCGUGAUGGCUGUGGAAAUAGCUGAGACAGUAUCCGAGCAGAUUGGCGUUGCCAUAGAGAAGAUGAAGUUUUACACAGAUAGUCGUGUUGUACUUGGUUAUCUUAACAACAAGCUACAGCACAGCAAGUGGAUAAAUGGCCCAGAAUUUCUAAAAAGUUCAGAGCUACAGAUCAACACAGAUACAUAUGAGCUACAAGCUGAAGAAGAAGACCGAGAAAUUAGACCACUAGUGCAGUGCAUGAAGACAGAAACAAGCACAAUUCAGAGUCUUGGCCUAAACCGAUUUGAAGGCGUCAAGAGCUGGGAACUCAUGAUCAAAGUGAUCGCUUUACUCAAAGGCAAGGCACGCUGUCGAAAGAACGAGUCGGACAUUAGUCGAGCUGAUUUACUCUUGGAAUCGGAAAGGAUAAUUCUCAGAGAAGUACAGAGGGAAGCGUUUUUCCCCGAGCUGGAGUGCAUAGCUUCAAGUCAGAAGCUACCCAGAAUCAGUGCUAUACAGAAGCUCAAUCCCUUCAUAGAUGAACAUGGUUUAUUAAGAGUUGGUGGUAGACUGCAACAUGCCAGUGAGCUUAGUACAAGGGAGAAGCAUCCAGUUAUUCUGCCAAAAGGACAUUUUGUGAGCAGACUGGUCACCUUGAACUACCAUGGAAAGGUUCUACACCAAGGAUGCAACUUCACCGAAGGUGCUAUCAGAUCUGGAGGCUUCUGGGUAAUCGGUGUAAAGCGGCUAGUGCGUAGUAUCAUUCAUGAGUGUUUUAAGUGCAAGAAACUUCGCGGCAAAGCAGAGUCUCAGAUCAUGUAA
This is a messenger RNA of Mya arenaria, 5019 nucleotides long. RefSeq lists its product as uncharacterized. Lineage: Eukaryota; Metazoa; Mollusca; Bivalvia; Myida; Myidae. The transcript is spliced from 3 exons. Bases 151 to 5019 code for a protein of 1622 amino acids. The record is from RefSeq and is a predicted model, not a curated record.